This is a messenger RNA of Anastrepha ludens (Mexican fruit fly), 4886 nucleotides long. RefSeq names its product early endosome antigen 1. The record is from RefSeq and is a predicted model, not a curated record. The transcript has 5 exons. The coding region runs from base 272 to 4345 and encodes 1357 amino acids. Lineage: Eukaryota; Metazoa; Arthropoda; Insecta; Diptera; Tephritidae.
GAAAAAAUGGGAAAAUGCGAAAAUAGUGAAAGCAAAGCAGAAAUUAACAACGUGAAAAACCAAGGAAAUAUAUUUUACUCUGCCACUUUGCAGCAAUAUUAUUGCUUUAGUGAAAAUUUAUUUAUUUAUAUAGUUUGCGAGAAUGUAAAGGCAAGUGUUGGUGAUACUCUAAUGUGGAGUUAGAAGAGACUGAAUAACAAUUAAUAAAAGAUACCAAUGAUGUCAGCGACACAGAAAUAAACCAGAUACGACAAGAAAGAAAAAAUACACAAUGAGUUUGGAAGGAGCUCCGAUCAUGCCAUCAAUAAUUAUGCAGCGGAUCGAAGCUGAUGGCGAAGAAAGGGAGGUUUCAGACGAGCGUCUUCGUAAAAUGUCGGAUGUGUCUCAAAAGUCUGCCCCAAAUGAAGUGAAAAGUACCGUUUUAGCAUAUGAUUCUGGGAACUACUCUACCAGUUCCAAUGCCAGUGAAGUCGCGUGUCCGUUUGAAAUGGAGUUACAUAAUCAUUGCCAACAUGUGCACACUCUGCUUAGAGAAAGGGAUCAAGCUUUGUUCCUUGCAAUGCAAGAUGUGCGCAAGCUGCGCAGCGAACUCGAACGACUCAAUAAAUCGGAGGACUGGUACAAAAAAGAGUUGCGGGCACAAAAAAGAACACGACUGGAAGCACUCGAGCGACUGUAUUCACAGGAGCGUAAGUACAUGCAAGAAAAUCAGCGAUUACAACGCGAAUGUGUGCGUCUCUAUGAUAAAUGCGGCGAGAUGGAAAAGGAAUUGCAGGUUAAGCGGGAAAAAGCUGUGCAAAAACUAGUCGAGAAGGAAGAGCAGCACAAAAGUACGAAUUGUGUUGAUAAAGAAGGAAACUCCUUUGAGUUGGAGCAGCAAAGAUCUAUGAUUGAUGACCAGCAAAAAUUGAUCAACGUUCUGAGAAAACAAAAGCACGUUCUGCUGGAAGACUUAAGAAAACUGAACGAAGAGAAAGAUACCAAGGUUUUGGAGCUGCAGGAAACGUUAGCUGGCGUAGAAGUAGAAAAUACGCGCAUGACAGCCCAGUGCAAGCGCUUGCUGACCGAAAGACAAGCUCUGGAAGAUACGCUACAAACAAAAGAUGCUGCUCUAUAUGCUGAAAAUAUCGAAAAGCUAAAGUUGCAAACCUUAAUUGAAGAACUAAAGGAGCAUUGUAACCAGCAGCAGCAAGAGCUAGCGCGCAAAGAAAAUGAAAUUUGUGAGACUCGAGAAAAAUUCAAAUGCAAUAUGCAAAAUGAAACAAACAUGGAUGAAGUGCAUCGGCUAAGUAUUACUUAUCAUGAUGACAUUAAUGCCAAAACAGCUGAAAUUACUUCACUUAAAAAGUCGUUGCAGGCGAUCCGAAUAGAGUUGAGUUCCUUAACCGAAAUACAGGCACAAAAUGAGCAACAAGAGCGACAAAUAGAACAUCUUAACUUUGCUUUGGAAACACGACAAUGUGAGUUGUCGAAUCUGCAAGAAACUGACGAGCAAAAGACCCAACAAAUAAAUGAAUUGCAACAGAAUUUGGAAAAGGUUCGCACGCAGCAUGACAUCACGCUCGAAAAUCUGCAUUCUACAGAGUCAAGUCUAAAAAGUGUAAAACACGAAUUGAUAGCAUUGCACGAGCAGUAUGCCAGUAUGUGUGCUCUUUGUGAACGAACCCGUUUUGAAUUAGAGCUACUUGAAAUCGAAAAGAACAAGUUGAGAUUCCAGGCUGACAGCGAUAAGCGUGAAAUCGAGCUGCUACGCGGCAAGCUGAGAGGCUACCUAAAACAUACAGAGAAAUUGGGAGCCAGAAUAAAUGAGCUUGAAAACAAAUUGAAAUGUUCAACCAUUGAAAGUGAGGACUUGCAAGUUGAGUUCAGUGAGUUUGAAAAGCGAUCAAUCGGCGGUCCUUUAGAAAAAGAAAAGGUUGAAAAAGAGCUCAAGAGUAUACAGCGGGUGUUACACCAAAAUAGAAAAGUCAUAAAUCGGCUAAACAAAGACAACGAGUUUUUAAGGGCUUCUAAAGAUGUAGAAAAGUUCGCGGAGGAUGUAAAUCAAGUUGAAGAGGGUGAUAGUGGCUUUCUGGAUGUAACCGAAUGUGAAAUUAAUGACAAAGUUGAACCAGACUCGCAGACAAUACGGGAAUCGGUCUGUUCCAACCUUAAAUAUGCCAGCAAUUCACUUUUGGAGCAUUUGAGUUCUCAAGAGGAAAUGUUAAAAGAAAGACGAACACUAAUAGCCGCCUUUGAGAACUUGAUUUGCAAUGAAGCAGCAUCAAUAGAAGUCAAUAAAGAUCUUUGUACAGAAAAUGUCCAAGACAAGCAAUGUGAUGAUGCGCUAUUGGAACGUCAAGAACAGUUGAUGGAAUAUUUGAACAACCAAAGCCUUUUAACUUUGGAGAAAAGAGAACUCUUGGAAAGUUUUGAAACUCUAAUUAAAGAGGAAACUGGCCCACAAGAAAUAUCUAUAAAUAAUCAAAAAAUUUUUGAAAUGAAAAAAUUGAUUGAAGAAAACAAAAAGCUAAAAAUACUUCUAACGACUAUAAAGGAGCCGCCAAUAGAAGUUGAGUCUUUAAAACUAGCAUUAACAGAAAAAAAUGCAAAAUGCUUGGAAUUAGAAAAAUCUGUUAGCAAUUAUGGCGAUGAGCUGCAAAACUUACAAACAAAGUUGCUGCAAUGCGAUGAAAGACAUGAAAAAGACAAGAGCGAAGAAGAUAACCGCCAUAGAGCUCAAUUUCAGUCCUAUGAGGACACUAUUCAAGGACUGCAAGCAGAGAAUGAACGCCUCCUAAGUGAAUUGCAAAACGUUUUGGAAGCUAAAAGUAAUGUUGAGAAUACGCUGGAAAAGCAAAAGCUGUUUGUUCAAGAAUUGAAGGCAAAGUUGGUCAGCUUUGAAAAAAACAAAAAUUCAAGUGAAGUUAGUAACUCAGAGCAAACAAUGAGCUUCGAGCAGCAAGAAGUGCUCAACUUGAGGAUGAAAGUUGAAGAACUUGAAACGCGUUUGCAGGCAGUCAUGCAGUGCGACGAGGAGCGGCGCAAUGACAGAGUUCGACUUAUACAGCAGCUGCUUGAGCAACAAAGUAGCAAAGUGAAACAGUUGAGUGAAUCGCAAGAGCAGUGGGAAGAACUCCUCACAGCGCUUCAAACCGCACAAAAGUUGGAGGAAAAUACGAGAGCUGAAUUGCAGUUGAAGCACGCCGAGCUGGAUGAGUUGAAUGCACUUUUUGCUCAGCAGAACCAAGAGCUGCGACGCAUGCACGAAAUUGCCCUACUGUCAAAUGGUAAUGGCAAUGAAGAGGAAAUUGAGACACUGCGACCGACACUCCUGCAGCACUACGAGGAGAUGUACGCGAAUCUAAGCGCCCAGUUAGCAGACAGUAAGUCCAAACAAAGGCAAAUUGAAGAGUUGCAAGAGAAAAAUGAACGGCUCGAGCGCCACUUGAAUGAGGAUUACGCCGCAGAAGUCGCUAAAAAUCAGAGGCAGUUGCGAGCUCUGCAAACAAAAAUAGAAACUCUACAGGCGGAACGAAAUAGUUAUGCAGAGCGCUUGGCAGAGAUGGAGAUUGAGAUGGAACAGCUAAAGAAGAGCAAACGGGAGGCACUUGUUCUGCCACCGGAAUUUGUGGUUUUGCCCCAGACUGCUGGCACAGCCAGUAGUACGGCUGAAGCUUCUUCAUUGUCAGAGGACGGAAAUGCAAAUAUGAGUAACAGUGACAACAACAACGAUCGCAUGAGGAUACUAACGAAGGUGCUUGAAGCGGAAUAUAGGCGCAAAAUGAAGCGUUACGAUGUGUACAUUCACACUUUGUUGGGCAAUAUUAAAAAGCUGAAGAAAGCUUUGCGGGCGGCUGAGACUCGCGCCGCACAUUUAACGAUGGAGCAGAGCAGAACGAUGGACGAGCUGCGUGGCCUGCAAUUGACAAGGCGCCAGCUGGAGGAAACGCGCUUGAAAUGUGAUCACAAUCAAAUCACAAUUAAGACACUCGAACGUGCUCUAGAAAUGGAGCGUAGGAAAUUCGAAGCUUCUGAUUUAGGCAAGGCGACAUAUACACGCGACUCAGCAGCCAUAGCACUACAGCGAGACGAGCCGGCGCACGAAGUAGCCAAUCUAAUUGAUGAUUAUAAAAAGUUAAUCCAACAAUCGGCGUUAGCCACGCAACGGCCGAAGACCAACGCAAUACUUGACCUUAUACAACGCAGCAACCAAUGUGUGCCAAAUUUAUAUAAACUCGAGACUACAGUUGAAGGUCUGAGCAGCGAUUUGAAACGAUUGCUUUCUGCGCAUGCGUUGAGUGCGAACAAAUUAGAAGCACCAUCGUUGAUGGACGAGCUGCGCGCUGCAGCAGAAAGCUACUAAAGCGUUUAGUCAAGAUUGAUUUGUAGCACUGAAAAGCUACGAAUGUGUAUACGAAGAACAUGGAAAAUACUUCCCACUUUCUUUUGCUGUGCAUAAAAGCAAACACACAUUGCCAAAAUUUAGUUCAACUAUUUCUACGUAACAAAUAACUUAUUUUAUAGUAUUGUUUUAUAUUGGCUGUUUUCAGUUUAUAGUUUUAUCAUUUAUUUGUUGUUGUUGUGCAAUAUCCACAAAGUAUUUCCCUUUAAAUGUCUAAAGUUGUCAUUAUUUUUGCCAGAAGCUUUCAGUUAUUGUACAAUUUUCGAAUACUCAGCUGGCAGUUGUCUGCAGUAUAUUUGUUAUAGCCAACUGUGCUUUCAGACAAGUCAAUGUUGAUAUUGAAAUACCCUCUUGCGGAAAAUACGAGGCCAUUCAAUGACUUUGACUUACGAACCAGAUGACUUUUCCACAUCAAUGCCAGUGUGGUCAAACUUUCUGAAGUACUCGUUUCCAGUGCUUGUGAUUUUUUAUAUUUUCUAGAAAUAAAUUAAAUUAAUAUUAA